CGUUAUAACGAAAUGGCUAGUGCCAGUAGUUCAUCAAAAAGAAAACUUAUCGUCGGUGGAAAGUAUAAAUUCAUACGUAAGAUUGGAAGUGGUUCGUUCGGACACAUUUUUCUUGGCAUCGACAUCACAAAUAAAGAACGGGUUGCUAUAAAAUUGGAGCCAAGAGAGGUAAAGAAUCCACGACUACUCUACGAAAAUAAUGUAUAUGAAAUUCUUCAAGGUGGUAACGGAAUACCUCGUAUACGAUGGUAUGGAGAAGAAAGUGAUUUUAAUGUUUUAGUCAUGGAUCUUCUUGGAAUAAGUUUAGAAAACCUUUUUACGUUAUAUUCACGACAUUUUACUACGAAAACUGUUUUAAUGCUAGCUGAUCAGAUGAUUGAACGAAUUGAAUAUGUUCACAAUAAGAAUUUCAUUCAUCGAGACAUUAAACCAGAUAAUUUUGUUAUUGGAAUUGGAAGACAUCGCAGUAAGCUUUAUCUCAUAGACUUUGGUCUAGCAAAACAAUAUAUUUGCAAAGGACAACAUAUACCUUAUCGUGAGGAUAAAGGUAUGACUGGUACUAUCAGUUAUGUUAGCAUUAAUACCCAUUUGGGUAUUGAACAAAGUCGUAGGGACGAUAUGGAGUCGAUAGGAUAUGUGUUAAUGUAUUUUAAUCGUGGAAGUCUACCGUGGGAAGGCUUGGCAGCAGCAACCAAAAAACAAAUGUAUGAAAAAAUAAGUGAAAAAAAAAUGUCGAUACCAGUAGAAGUUCUUUGUGAUGGAUUUCCGCCCGAGUUUGCAGCGUACUUGAAUUACUGUCGAAGUCUCCGCUUUGAUGAAACACCAGAUUAUACGUACCUGAGGCAAUUAUUUAGCAAUUUAUUUUGCACACUUAAUUAUCAAUUCGACUACGUAUUCGAUUGGAAUAAGCCUAAGCAAAAACAGAAGACCGACCAGUCGGAAGUAGAAAAUUGAUGUUUUUUGGUGGCUCAUACUGAUGGGUCCCGUUUUAUUUUUAUGUAAAACAGUUUUGUCAAUGAAGAUAUAACAACAUUAUAAGAAAUUCUGUGACUGGUAAUGCAUUUUCAAUUUUUUUUAAUGUUUCGAUAGUAGAUACAAUGCUAUUUUUAUAUCUGAUUUGUAAAGUUUAAUGUGUUAAUCGUUUAUAUAUACCUUUUAAACUGUAACUGUUCAAAUUAAACUUCCAACAUCUAAUAACUCUUAACUUUUGUAGUGUUUAAUUAAUAAUUACACAGGAAUAUGAAUUUUUCAUUCCAGUAUAUUUUACAGAGGUUAUAGUACUAUUAAUGUUUAUUAUUGAAAGUAGCCAACAUAUAUUUUAUAUAAUUUUCUCAGUCGUUGCUAUAAUCUCACGGAAAAAGGAAACACAAAUUUUUAAAAGGUGUAGUCACUUGUGCAAUGUUUGCAAGGAUCCGGAAGAAAAAAGUCUGGUCGUUAAUUUCUAAUAAACUGUACAUUUAAUGCCACAUUACAGAAGUUCUAAUCUUUUGUGUCUCUAUAAAAUUAAUAGACUAAAAAUACCCAAGCAAAAACAAAAAUUAAGGCCGGAUGGCCGAACGGUCAAGGCAACAACCUAUCGCUUUGCGUAACCCGGGCUCAAAUCCGGACGGAUCGAAUAAACUACAAAAACUUUUCGGAGUUUGAUCCAUUCGGAUAAUUUGGUUCCCCGUUCCUCACCACCCGGCCGCUAUAUUGUGGGCUUGGCCAAACCCAUAAUGGGCUUGCUAU
Molecule: messenger RNA, 1728 nt
Organism: Centruroides sculpturatus (bark scorpion)
Lineage: Eukaryota; Metazoa; Arthropoda; Arachnida; Scorpiones; Buthidae
Product: casein kinase I-like
Exons: 1
Coding region: 13-954 (313 amino acids)
Biological process (GO): peptidyl-serine phosphorylation; negative regulation of canonical Wnt signaling pathway; signal transduction
Cellular component (GO): cytoplasm; nucleus
Molecular function (GO): ATP binding; protein serine/threonine kinase activity
Source: RefSeq, a predicted model, not a curated record